Rotaria socialis is the source of this 930-nucleotide messenger RNA. The record is from the annotation of a GenBank genome assembly. Lineage: Eukaryota; Metazoa; Rotifera; Eurotatoria; Philodinida; Philodinidae.
AUGGCAUCUCAAUCAAAUGAUAAUGAAAAUGAACGUUAUGAAACAGUUCAACGUGGUCAAUUAUAUACACUUAAUUAUAAAUGUUAUCUUCGUGAUGUACAAACAAAAGCAAUUGUUUCACCAUUUCAUGACAUUCCACUUGUUAAUCAACAUUACACGUCUAAAACUGGAAAUACAACAGAUGUUGUUUAUAAUAUGGUUGUUGAAGUACCACGAUGGACAAACGCAAAAAUGGAAAUAAAUAAAAAACUUAAAAUGAAUCCAAUUACUCAAGAUGUCAAGAAUGGCAAACCUCGUUUUGUUCAUAACGUAUUUCCUUAUCAUGGUUAUCUAUGGAAUUAUGGCGCACUACCUCAAACAUGGGAAGAUCCUAAUCAUGUUGAUGAAGAUACAAAAACAACAGGAGAUAACGACCCAUUAGAUGUAUGUGAAAUAGGUAGUACUCUUCAUGCAACUGGCUCAAUUGUACCUGUUAAAAUAGUUGGCGUACUUGGUUUAAUUGAUGAAGGUGAAACAGAUUGGAAAUUGAUUGGUAUUGAUGUUCGCGAUAAACUUGCUUCACAGAUUAAUAGCAUUGGUGAUGUUGAAAAACAUCUUCCAGGUUUACUUGACGCAACACGUAGUUGGUUUAAAUAUUAUAAAGUUCCAACUGGUAAACCUCCAAAUAAAUUUGCUCUCAAUGAACAAUAUGCUGAUCGUGAAUUCGCACAGUGUGUUAUAAAUGAAACGCAAAAAUAUUGGGUAAACUUAACGGACGGUCAAGCAAAAGUGGACGACAAAGAUUGUUCAAUUGCUAAUGUAACACUUAAUAAUGGCCGUACGAUUAAAAAAGAAGAUGGAGACAAAAUUGUUGAAGGUGAUGAAAAUUAUCACACCGAGCCUGCCAAACUCGAUUCGAGCGUUCAUCAUGUUGCUUAUGUUCCAAAGUGA